AUGAGGCCGUACCCAGCGCGACAGAACCCAUUUUUGCCCACCUUGGUGACCGACGACCCCAAGAUGCUGCUGGCCAAAGCGCAGUACUGCAUCUUCACCCUCGCCUACGAUCCCGUGCAGAAGUUGUUUGCUGUCUACUCCGCCACAACAAACGAGGUGGUGGUCAUGGAGGAGGCACUCAUCUGGAAGGCCGCCAUGUGGAUGGACGAGCGCAUCGGUGACGACUACAUCGCUGGGCUCCUGUUUGGCAACGACGCCUCGACCGACGUGAAGUCCGCCGCGGCGCUGCUAAGCAACAAGGCAAUGAAGAGGCUGUCGUUGGCCCCAGACACGUGGGGCAUCACGUUCCUUGCCUUCAAAGCACAACAGGAGGUUGUGAAGGGUGUGGACAUGCCUCUCGGACUCGAGCACGCUGCAUUUCUGCUGACGCAGCGUCAGUUCAAUGGCACUACCGUCGACCCAUCGGUGUACGAUGUGGGGGCCGGCACGUACAUGCCGAGCGACACGCUCAAGUCAAACGGGGCAGCGCGCAGUGCCGUUCUGGGCUGGGAGGUGCUGCUCAACGUGCAUCGCCGCUUUGGUACCCCUGGCAGCCGCAAGGCGCUGAAUCCGGUGGAGCAGAUUGUGCGACGCGUCGUGAAAGCGGUGAACGUCUUCGUGGUGGAUAUCAACGUGCGGGUCGGCAAGGGCACCAUCACGGAGGGGUACACGAUGAUUGUCACCAUCUUUGACUCACAGCGGCGCUCCCAGUCGGUACACAUGAUCCGCAGCUUAGCAGAGGAAACCGUGAAGCUCAACGCCCUCACCACGCUCCUCUAUGGCGAAGGCAGCUCGUCUAUUUCGCUGUUUGUACCAACGGCCCGCACCAGGCCGUCGCAGCUCGUGGCGUUUGCGAGGACAUGCCGCCCGAAGAGUCCGUUCUUCGUGGCGGAGAUUUCGAGCUUGGAUCCGUACUUUGGUGGGCACAGGGUCGCAAAGGGCGUUAGCGAGGAGGAAGAUCCGCGGGCAACGUGGAACCUCAUCAGGCAAAAUUGCUUCCCAGAGAAUCACCUGCGCAGGAAUGAGGAGAAAAUGGACCGCUACCUCCAUAGGGGCUUCACUGCGCUGGCAAACAAGCUCUUCUCGGAGCGUCUGCAUAAAGUCUCGCCAGCCAUAAUGAGCGCCGUGAACAGCAUUCCUGCGCAGGAAGAGGCUGCGGCCGCCUUUAAGCGCCUGGAAGAGAUGGCUGCGGAGGCGAAGAAGAACCCAGUGCCGCAAAUCACAACGGCCAGCUUUCUCAACAAGGUCAACAUCAACGACGCUGAGGUGGUAUUUGGGCUACAGCAGUGGCGCAGAAAAAUCUACGAGGAUCAAGGACGCCUGGAGCGGGAGAAGAAAGCCCUAGACGGCCUGCGCCGGUACCUCAUCCUUGAUUUGGAGACGACGACGAUACGACGCUACAAGCGUGUCGCGAACCCGUUCACCAAGGAGAACUACGUCGUCUUGUCUGGCGCUCGCGACUACAAGGGGAACGUCUUCUUGCCGAGGCGCUACUUUGACCGCAGCGUUGCCUUGCGCUACGACGAUCCGUCCGUGACAAGUCAGAACCACCUCGUUGAGAAGUCUUCCAAGGACUCGCUUUUUCUGCCGCCACUAGACGAGUACGAUGUCAUCGUCGGCCACAACAUCAAAUUCGACAUGCUGCACAUUUGGCGCGACGUUGAAUUCCGCAGGUUCCUGCGCCGUGGCGGCAAAAUAUGGGAUACCAUGUAUGCCGAGUACCUCUUGACCGGACAUGAGGUGAAGCUCGGGCACGGGGCAGGUCUGGAAGAUGUAGCGAAGAGCUACGGCGGCCAAACAAUGAAACUGGAUGCUGUGAAGCAGGCGUGGUCAGAGGGGAAGGAGACGUACGAGAUCCCGUACAGCACUCUCACAGAGUACCUCCACGGUGAUCUGGAGAACACCGAGCUCAUUUUCUGCAAGCACAUGGAGCGGGCCCUUGAGCAGCGGCAGGUCAUUAUCUGCUGUGCGCGGAUGGAGGGGCUUCUGUGCACGACGGAGAUGGAGUACAACGGGCUCAAGACAAACCUCGACUUAGCUCAGCGACAAAGCAAUGAAUUGACGACGAAGGUAUCGGAACUGCGCCGACAGUUGGAGGAGUCAAUCCCGCACGAGAUUCCGCACGACUGCCGCAAGUUCUUCAACUGGUCCUCAAAUCAACACCUCAUCACAUUCUUCUUUGGCGGUAAUCUCACGCUGAGCACGAACGCGCGGGAAAGCAAGCCGCUGACGGGCGAGCUGUUUGCGCGUCACACGUUGUUCCUCCGCUCCGAGUACUUCCCGCGGUCUGCGUACCCGAAUGGCGUCUUUCUGCGACCACCAGUGCACGUCCUUGGCAUCGGUGACUGCGUGGUUAUGGCGGGGCUUCCCUCUGAGAAGGGCACGCGCCUCUUCCGCGGUUACCUGGAGGCGUACAUGCGACAGGCGAACUUCCGCAAGAGCUCAUCGAUUUUGGAGAGUUUGCGGCGAGAGGCAACGACGGUGUCGCGGCUGGAUGCCGACAAGCGCGGCGAGACGUCAGCCCUGGCCAACCUGCUGCCGCGCCGCCAUCUCUUCCUCUUCGCGGCGCUCACCAUGAGCAGUAACGACGGCAUUGCGAAGUUUUUCGUCAAGAACCCGAUCAGCGGCGAGUCCGUGACAAUCACGGAGAGCGACAGGGCGGAGCAGCUGGAGCGGUUUGUGAGCGCUCAAGUAGCAAAGCAUACAGAGAUGAUCAUGCCUAUUGAGGACGACGCUUCGCUGAAGGACGCGGCGUUUGCAGGCGCGCACGUGACUAUUCUAGCGCGCGAUGCCGGCUUCUCUUUCAUGCACUUUAUCCACAGCGAUGCGGGGCUGACUCGGUACUUGGAUGCGCACGCCGGCUACGUUGACACGGUUGACCCAAAGCUGCGCUACAACAUCUCUCUCGCUGACACGGUAGCCAUCUUUGCCUACUACAAAUACCACUACGUGAACGAUGUGAACGCGAAGCUAAGCAGCUCGAGGCAGAGAGGCAGCAGCACCAGCGGCAGCGCCGUCGACUCGUUUGGACCUGUCAUCCCGGCAAAGGCGCUGCCGAAGGUGGGGAGGCGCAACAAGCUGAGCAUCGCCGAGGCCUUCAAGAAGGCGCUUCUGCAGGAGUCAUUGAUGAAGCCGGAGGAGUGGUGCAACUACUACAUUGACAUCUUUUUCCACAUCGCCAACGCGGCCCUGCAGCACGAGGCGCUCUCGACGGAGCCACCCAAGUCACGCAAGGGAAAGAAGAGGGAUGCAGCACGUGUCGACGACGACCUUCCCGUACUGUUGCGGCAGCGGCGCGCUUUUGUCGGCUACUACAAUUCGCUGCCUGAUGCCGAGCGAAAGCGGCUGGCGCUUAUGUGUCUGGUGGGCAAGACGGCCUCCUCAGCGUACGACUGCUUUGCCAUCCCAUGCGCUCACGAUGAUCUCGUCAAGGUGAGCAUCAAGGGCCGGCUUGCGCAGUACAUCCCAAAUGAGCUGGAGGCGGAGCAGGUGAUGCGCCGCUUCCGCAGCUCCACGACACGCCAACUGCAGGUCGGCGAAGACAGCCUUAGUUACUUUAAGUCUAACCAUGACGACAAGACCGCCAGUAUUAUCCUUGAGUUGCGCGCGCUCGAGAAGCUAAUCGGUACCUACUACGAGAGCACUGAUGGCGGCACUGGAAUGGUGUCGCUCGUGCACUCGACGGACAGCUGCAUCCACCACGAGCUGAUCCACAACAAGACCAAUACCGGACGUCUGGCGAGUGCCAACCCGAACUGCCAGAACAUUCCCAAGGAGGACAAGUCAAGCUUGCGAGACAUGUUCAUCAGUCGCUUCGGUGACAAGGGUAUGUGCAUCGAAGCAGACUACUCACAGCUGGAGGUUGUGGCGCUCGCUGUCCUCGCAUCCGACGAACAGAUGCUUGAAGACUUGCGGCAGAACGUGGACUUUCACUGCAAGCGUGUGACGAUGAUGCGACCCGAUCUCAAGUACACAGACGUGCUGCAGCGCGCCAAGAAGAACAAGGAGCUGGAGUUCGUGAAGCUGCGACAGCAGGCGAAGAUCUUCUCCUUCCAGCGGCAGUACGGUGCUGGCGUGCGGAUGCUGAGUCAGAGCACUGGACUCACUCAGGAUCAGGUGCGCAUGCUCAUCGAGAAGGAGAAUGAGACUUAUCGUGGCGUCGAGGUGUUCAACAAGAUGGUAGCCUUAUCGGCGAACAGCUACGACGCAUCGCUGCAGAACGGUGUACGCAACGUUCGAGGCCACCAGUUCUUCAAGGGCAUGUUCCCCGUGCUCACGGGCAGCCGCUACGUCUUCACAGAGUCGGAUGUCCCUGAGGGAAUGCUGCGCGAACGGGACGCGGUGCGCAAGUCAACGAAUUUCUCACCGACACACCUCAAGAACUACCCCGUGCAGGGCUUCGCUGGCGAGAUUGUACAGGUGAUGCUCGGGGUGCUGUGGCGGCACUUCCUCGCCAACAACAAUUACAACGGCCUUGCGGUGCUCACGAACACAGUGCACGACUGCGUGUGGGUGGACUGCCAUGUCUCGGUGUACCGGCAGGUGGCCAAGGAUGUAGAGCUGAUCAUGAACGGAGUGCAGACGGUGCUCAAUGCCUUGUACCCUGAGAUGCAGGUGGCCGUGGAUUUCCCGUGCGAUGUGGUGGCUGGGGAGAGCAUGGGUGCACUGCGGCCCAUCGAGGAGGAAACGACGCUCUAG
Messenger RNA from Leishmania braziliensis MHOM/BR/75/M2904, 4737 nucleotides. RefSeq names its product putative mitochondrial DNA polymerase I protein D. Lineage: Eukaryota; Euglenozoa; Kinetoplastea; Trypanosomatida; Trypanosomatidae. The record is from RefSeq and is a predicted model, not a curated record. Gene Ontology annotation, molecular function: DNA-directed DNA polymerase activity; DNA binding. The transcript has a single exon. Bases 1 to 4737 code for a protein of 1578 amino acids. Gene Ontology annotation, biological process: double-strand break repair; DNA-templated DNA replication.